Molecule: messenger RNA, 2957 nt
Organism: Botrytis cinerea B05.10
Lineage: Eukaryota; Fungi; Ascomycota; Leotiomycetes; Helotiales; Sclerotiniaceae
Exons: 2
Coding region: 293-2677 (794 amino acids)
Source: RefSeq, a predicted model, not a curated record
GGGGAGCAUGAAAAUAAUAAACCUUAUAUCGUGAUAUUAUUAUCGAGGAUUUCUUUCCAUUUCUUUCCUUUUAACUCUUAAGCCUUUCUCUGUUUUUGGGUCAAAGUUUGUUUUUGAUCUUUUUUUGAUUGUUCGGUUAUAUAUUGUACGGGUGGAAGUAGUACAUACAGCAGUCCGUCUAAUUUACAUCACAUCUCGAUAUCGAUAUUGUGCUAUUGCAUAAUAUUCUUCUAUUUAUUAGUAUUUGUUACUAUUCCACUCUGUCUUUUGCUUCUGUGUUCUCUUAUUCAUUAUGCGUAGCCUUUUGAAGGCAUUCUUACUUGCGCCGGCCAUAGUGUCGGCGUUUGUUCUACCACCAACUUCAGAACAAGACGUUGAUGUCGAAUUCGAAAAGAAUGAUGUUGAUGCGACGGAAGCUUAUACCAUGGGAUUCGUUCGCCUUGAUGUUGGACAUGAUUCCUCCUCAGCUGAUGUCAACCCUCUAGAUCUCCGAGUUGAUAUCCUUCAUUCCACAGAAGCAUGUGGCUUUGGGAAUGUCUUGAUCGAUGGCCAACCUCUUUCACAAACAUUCGAUUCGGAAACUUCAAUCUCAUCCGGCAAAGGUUCCAUUUCGACAUCAACAAAUAAAAUCGUAGUAGGAUCAUGGUCUUUCAAUUGUGUCGUUAUUGAUGGCAAACCACGUGGGCAACUUAUGAAGUUUAUGAUUGAUUUUUUGGAUGGAAAGACAAUUGAGAAUUCAGGAUUCUCCGUUUUAUUCAGACAAACUGAAGAGACAGAAAUCAUGAACAUCGAAACUAUUUCUUCGGAAGAUGAUCAAGUUAUGGAACAUCAUUCAUCGUCGGAUAAGCAACAUCAUAAAGGAAUGGGACCUGAAGGAGAACGUAAACACCAUAUGGACAAGGGAUCUGAAGAGGAACGCAAACAUCAUAAUGGAAAGGGUCCUGACGGAGAACAUGAACAUCAUAUGGACAACCGCCCAGAAGGAGAGCGUAAACAUCAUAUGGGUCACAAAGAGUUCAACAUUCACAAAGAGUUGGCCGAGCUUAGAUACAUGAAAGCUCAAAUGAAAGAGUUGAAGUAUCUCAUCCAUAAAAAGAAGCAUCACAUCUCAAAACACGCUCAAGAACAUCAUAACCUUGAUGACAGAAUCAGAGAUUGUGAUAGUCUUCGAUGCGUCGCUGCAGUUAUUAGCGAGAGGGCUCGUAAAUUCUACGGAAGAAUCUCUGGUGAUGAAUUCAACGAAGAAUCUUUCCAUCACUCUCGCGAAUCACACUCAAAGAAGGGUAAGAAACAUGGUAAAGGAUUCCAUGGAAAACCAGGUAACCAUACUGCCGGAAACCAUACUUCUCCACAUGUACCUCACGGCAAGAACAAUCAUACCGGUCCACACUUCCCUUCUCGUCCCCACCACAUUCUUCCAAUUUGUCAUUACCCUCCUCCUUUUGGCUUUCAUCAUCCUGGACCCCAUGGACCUCAUGGGCCACCACACGAACCUCCCCACGGACCUCCUCCACAUGAAUUCGGUCCUCAUGGAUUUGAACACGGAAGACACCAUGAAAGUCAUCCUUUCCAUGAUGAUGAAGAGGAACAUGGACCUUGGGAAGGACGACCUAGACAUCAUGAUGGACAUCAUGAAGAGGAAUUUGAAAAAUUAGAAAGACCUCAUAGGGGCCAUGACAAUUUUGAGGAUGAAUUUGAAGGGCGUCAUGGAAAACACGCUAAACCGCAUCAUGAACAAGGACCACCAUCAUUUGAUGGCCCGGAUUUCGAUCAUCCACACGAAGGGCCAUUCGAUGGACCAGAACAUGAAGGAUCACAUCACCCACACGACCAAGAAUUCCACCACGGCCCACCUCACAGCGAUCUCCACCAAGACACCGAAGACCAAGAACCCCCCUUCCACCCCAGUCCCCCAGACUCCCAUCCCGAUUUCUCCAAUCCCCCUCCGCACUCCGAAUCCGAACCCUCGCACUUCAACAGCCCACCCCAUCUCCUCGAAGAAUCCUUCUCCGGUCCUCCACCCCACGGCCCACCCCAUAGUGGUCCCCCCCACUUCCCCUUCCACAUCCUCAAAUUCGCAAUCAUCGGAUUUCUCCUCUCCAUCCUGCUCAUAACCCUGCAUCGCCGCACCUGCAGUCCCAAAGCCCGUUCUACCCGUCAAGCCCGUCGCGAACAACGCUGCAGACGUCGUGUUUCUCGUCAACCAAGUUUCCAGAACUGGUGGUACCGCGUUCUAGGCCGCGAACAAGAUUUCGAAGAAAAAGAUGGUUUACUCAACGAAGAUUCCGAUUCCGACUGCGAAAGCGAGAGUGACAACGAAUCCGAAAUUUCCGUCGGACAAGACAUUUCCUCAUUCCGCAACGCGGCAGAUGUAGUAGGUGACAUGGUAGCCGCAGAAGAAGGACGUUCCUCAUCUUCUCUUCCUCUUCCUAUUCACCAACGAAAUAUAUCCGAAGAUCAAAUCUUCCAUUUCAAUGGAUAUACGCAUGGAAUUUUAAUUCAAAGUGAAAUGGAAAAUGAAGAUGAAGAAGUAUUACCCGCUUAUGAAGAUAAUGAUGGGAGUGAAGAGGGUGGAAGUGUGGCGGAUGGAUUUCGAUAUACGCCAGGGAGUAGUGCAUAUAGUCCGAGUCAUUCGGCGAGUGGGAGUGUGAGUGAUAUUUUGGGGGAUAAGAUUUAGGUUUGUUUGGUGCGUUGCGGUUUUUUGGGGAUUGGAAAAAAAGGAGGCAAAUGGGGGAGGGAGAGGAGAGAAGGAGGAGGAGGAGGAUUGAGUUGAAAUAGAGAGACGGAGGAGGCUGUCAUUUCAUAUAUACCACAUACUGCGCGUUCGCAAUCUAGUACUGCUACUACUACUAUAUUUCUUUUGUAUCGAUCAAUCGUCAUAUUCUAUCUAUACUAUUAUUUCAUAUCAUAUCACAUACACACAUACCACAAACCGCAAUACAUAUAGAACUCUUCCA